Magnolia sinica is the source of this 1130-nucleotide messenger RNA. RefSeq lists its product as uncharacterized. Gene Ontology annotation, molecular function: box C/D methylation guide snoRNP complex binding. The record is from RefSeq and is a predicted model, not a curated record. Gene Ontology annotation, biological process: box C/D snoRNP assembly. Lineage: Eukaryota; Viridiplantae; Streptophyta; Magnoliopsida; Magnoliales; Magnoliaceae. The transcript has 6 exons. The coding region runs from base 159 to 740 and encodes 193 amino acids.
AGCCCCACAGUUAGGAAUCCAUCAACCAUGGCGGAUCUGGAGAUCGACAGAAUCCGCGCCCCAAAAGUUCCUUUUUCUUGAAUAUUUUCAUAAGCUGACCAAAGCAGCUAGGGUUUUAGGGUUUUUGACCGAAGAACCCGUACUUGACAGGUGUAGAAAUGAGGAAUAGAAGCAAAGAUCUUUUGAAAUUGGAAGAACAGAACGAACCCUCUUCCAUAGAGUCUAGCCUUCUUGUUUGCAACAACAAUGAUCCCUUAUCUCAGAAGAAAAAAUGUUAUACCAAUAAGAAUGGCAGUGAGAAGAUUUUAACAACUUCAAUUCCUACAAGCCAAGUACUUGGAAGAGUGAAAGACUUCUUGGGAGUUAUGGCUGAAGCUAAUAAGAGAUUGCAGCUUGAUGCACAGGAGAAAUCUCAAGUGGACUAUGACAUUGAAGUGCUAACUGGGAACGAAAGAGAAUAUAUUGAAAUGGAUCUGGUUUUGGGUGUUGCAGAUCUUCAUACUCCAGAAGCUGUGGUGGCAGCUGAAGCUGCCCUGGUUGGUUCUCAGCUCAUUUUGCCUUCAUCUGUCUGUAGCAACAGCUCUGACACAGAAGACAGUGACAGCAACGAUGACGACGAUGACGACGACGACAACAAUACAUGCUUGCCGAACAAACUUCGCAAACAAAAUUCAGAUGGCAAAGACUCUUCGAGUUCUGAUCAGCCGAAAAAGCGGCCAAAGAUUACUGAGCUCCACUGAAGCAUUCAAUCCAGAUUUGCAGCAGUUUGGUCCAGCCACCAGUCCAACCAAACUGACCCAUGAUGUGGUAAUUAUCAUACAUCGAGAGCAUCUAGUAAAGUGAUUAGGAUGAUGAUUUCCUUAGGAGGUGAUUGGUUUGCAAUAUCUGAACUACGUGAUCAUGGAUUGUUCCUGAGAGGGGCCUCUAAGUAGCCCUACAUCUUCAAGGGUUUGAUAAUCAUUUCCUAUUAAGGCUCAGCCCAGGCCUGGCAUGCUCAGGCCAGUUUUUCCGGCCUGUGACAAGGGCAUAGGCCUAGGAUUCAGUUCCGACAUGUAUAAUGGUUCAGGAUUUGGUUGUGUAAGCUUCCUGUUUUAAAGACAUCAGUGGCCAGUGAAGGCAUGCAUUAUACA